Molecule: messenger RNA, 4482 nt
Organism: Callorhinchus milii (elephant shark)
Lineage: Eukaryota; Metazoa; Chordata; Chondrichthyes; Chimaeriformes; Callorhinchidae
Gene: pdzd8
Product: PDZ domain containing 8
Exons: 6
Coding region: 2-3457 (1151 amino acids)
Biological process (GO): mitochondrial calcium ion homeostasis
Cellular component (GO): mitochondria-associated endoplasmic reticulum membrane contact site
Molecular function (GO): lipid binding; protein binding
Source: RefSeq, a predicted model, not a curated record
GAUGGUGUAUGUGAUCUUGCUGUCGGCUCUGGCCGGGGCUGUGUGCGUUCUCCUGCUGCAGCUGCUGCUCAUUUACCGGAACAAAACCGAGCCGGUGCCCAGGACCGAGCAGUACGUCAAGCCAGUGGUCCAACCGGGGCUCAGGGACUACCUGAACGGGAGGGAGCGAGGAGAGACUUGGCCACCGACUUCUCUCCUUCACACGGGCAACAGCACCGGUCAGAGCACCGGCACUAGCGGCAGCGGCAACACUGGCACUAGCGGCGGCGGCGGCAAUGGCCCAGAAAGCUGCAACUUCCUCAACGCCAUCUUCCUGUUCCUUUUUCGGGAGCUCCGCGACACCCCUAUCGUGCGCCACUGGCUGACCAAGAAGAUCAAGGUGGAGCUGGAGGAGCUCCUGCAGACCAGGACCGCAGGCAGGUUGCUGGAGGGUCUCAGUCUCAGAGACAUCUCCCUGGGCAAUGCCCUGCCAGUCUUCAAGAGCGCCAAGCUCUUACCCCCUCCUCCCGCCACCUCCGCCUCUGCCGGCACCGAGCAAGGUGUCCCAGACCAACUGGACUUCCAGGUGGACCUAGAGUACAACGGAGGCUUCCACUUGGCCAUCGAUGUGGACCUGGUCUUCGGCAAGUCGGCCUAUCUGUUCGUGAAGAUGCGCAGGGUGGUGGGCAGGCUCCGCUUGCAGUUCACCCGCCUGCCCUUCACCCACUGGUCUUUUGCCUUCAUGGAGGAGCCCUUCAUGGACUUCGAGGUCAAGUCGCAGUUCGAGGGCCGUCCCAUGCCUCAGCUCACGUCCAUCAUCGUCAAUCAGCUCAAGAGGGUCAUUAAGAAGAAGCACACCUUGCCCAACUACAAGAUCAGGUACAAACCGUUCUUUCCAUUCCAGGUGCUUCCAACAGCUGGCUCAGCGAACUGUGAACUUUAUGCCCAAGACUCGAGCCUAGUUGAAGGACGUCUGAAAGUCACGGUGGUGGAAUGUAGCAGGUUAUUUAUCCUGGGAUCCUAUGAACGAAGUUUACCCAUCCAUUGUACGCUGGAGUUGAGCACCAGUGUGUGGAAAGAGAAAUCCAGAAGCUCCAUAAAAACGGUGGAACUGAUAAAGGGAAAUUCCCAAAGUGUGGGCUUGACUUUCCGCCACGUCCAGGGUACUGAUGGGGACCCGGUGCACGUCAACGUGGAAUCCGUGACACCCAACUCACCGGCUGCGGCCGCUGACCUUCAGAGGGGAGACCGGCUUAUUGCCAUUGGGGGAGUUAAAGUGACAUCUUCCCCACAAGUUUUUAAGCUCAUAAAACAAGCUGGUGACAAGAUAUUGUUUGUUUACGAGAGACCGGUUGGCAGACACCAGAAUCCGCACUGCGGCUCACUCCAAGAGAACUUCGAGGACAGUGGAUUUGGUUCACAAUUUGGUCAGCCGGUUGUUGACGAUGACAAUACUUUAGACGGUGGCGACAACAGGGAUUUAUAUUCCGACUUUGAAGAACUGGUCUGUCCCGAAAUAAAACUACAGCCCGCAGAGUUGAAGGAGGAUUUGACCCAAAUCAACCACAGCCCAAAGCGUUCCGUAACUGCACUUGCCACAAAGCCAAUGGGAACCAUAUCCCCGAUUCUGAAUCGCAAGUUGAACUUGGGCAAUUAUCCGAUCCCAUUGAAAUCGCAACUGAAAGACACAACAAAACCUUCCCAACUAAAGGGUCCAGAAACUACUGACGUGACACAGCAGCCAAAUAAGGUAACGCUGGGUUCUACCAACAAGCCACCUGUGCCACCGAGACCCCAAAUCAAGGUGACCUUGGCUUCCUCAGAAACCCAAUACUUGGUCGAAACAGCAGAGAUAGCCACCGAAAGGCUGGACAAGCCCCUGCCCUUGACCAACAACGUGGAGAAAACCGCGGAGAAAGGCUUAGGCAGAGGCGCGGAGCAAAGCGAAGACCCGCCAGUGUCCAAACCGCCCGUGGCCAAGCAGGAGAGCAAGGAGCGAGUUCCGGAAGCUUCCUGCGGCAGCGCGCGCGAAGUGACCGAGGGUAGCCACACCUGGGAAUCCUCGGAAACCCUGUACAAGAAGAAGAACGGGAAAUGGAGCAAGGCUUCUUGCAUCUUUGAGGUGGAAGGACAGCACAAGUAUCUCAACGUGGCCCUGUGGUGCAGAGAGCCUUUCAAAGUAGGUGACCUCCUCUGCCUGGGUCACGCCAGCAUUAAACUGGAAGAGAUCGCCAUGGAGUGCCUGGCGACAGCCUCGAUGGAGUUUCAGAGCAAUUUCAGGCUGAACGCGCCCGAGCCACGCGCUGUGGGCAGUAGGACUGCCCUGCGCAACCUGAGCACCCACAAGGGCUUCAACGAGAAACUGUGCUACGGGGACCUGACGUUAAACUUUACGUAUCUGCAGGAGGGUGACUCGGAGAACUCCAGCGUUGCGGUGGAAAACGAGAAGGAGGACAUUCCGCCGGAGGAGGUCUCCGCGGUCAGUAAGGAGGAGGCUAACCUCUGGUCGAUGUUGAGCACGGACAACAAGCACAAUUUCCAGGACACUCAGUUUCAGAAUCCCACCUGGUGUGAGUACUGCAAGAAGAAGGUGUGGACCAAAGCAGCAUCCAAGUGCAUGAUCUGUUCGUACGUUUGCCACAAGAAAUGCCAGGACAAGUGUCUGGCUGAAACCCCUUUCUGUGUCACCACGGAGAGGCGGAGCGACCUGGAAGCUAAAACGUCGUUUAACAGGACGGGGUUAACCCGGCACCUCAUCAAUACCAAGACCCGCCUGAUGAACCUCACGCAAGGGCCCCGGACCCGCCUGGCCGAGCCGGGGGUGCCCGAUCUGGCCGAGCCCUCACCCAAGCACACGCCCAACACCUCGGACAACGAAAGCAGCGACACGGAAACGUACAGCGGCAGCAGCCCUUCCAAACGUCAGUCCUCCUCCUCCUCUGCCUCCGCCUCCACCUCCACCUCCUCCUCUUCCUCCAACACGGGCACGAAGCUGUCCGUCAAGAAGGAAGGAGGCCUCGACGACAGCGUCUUCAUCGCCGUGAAGGAGAUCGGGCGAGAUCUGUACCGAGGGCUGCCCACGGAUGAACGGUUUCAGAAACUGGAGCUGAUGUUGGACAAGCUGCAGCACGAGAUCGAUCAGGAACUGGAACACAACAACGCUCUGGUCAAGGAGGAGAAGGAGACGAGCGACCCAAGGAAGAGGUUGCUGCUGGCCGCCUCUCUCUCCAAAUCAGGGGAGCGGUUGCAGGCCUUGACACUACUCACAAUUCACUACAAGGCAGGGGUUGAGGACCUCGAAUCAAACGAGAACGCUUCGGCUUCGGAACAGCAAGGAAGGAAGGCGGUGAAGUUUUCGGACGAGACCGCCUACCCCACGACAGCGGAUGACAGUGACGUGGCCGGCCACACAGACUUGCAGUCCUUCGCCGAAGUAACAACCGAGCAGUUGAUCGACGGCACCGAAUCCCUUUCGUAACUUUAGUUCAAGUUCCGGAUAGGAAGGUCGCGCACCAUAGCCACCGUUUUCUUUUCUCUCUUCCUUUUUUUUAAAAAAAACAAAAAUUGGCUUCCGCUUCUGUGCAAUAAUGCUGCUGUUACUCUGUCUCGUGUAAUUGGACUUUUAAUGUGUCUAUAGCCUCAUUAAGCCAAUGCGGCCUCUUUCGUUUUAUGCUCACCUCCCCCCCCCCCCCCGCUCCCCCACUCUCCCGCCACUCCCCGAAACAAGAUUGUGUGCCACAGGAUAGCAUUAAGCGAAACCUAUUUAACUCACUGCUGGCAUUGUAGCACUCCGCAAGCAAGUUCCUUGUACGUUGGAAAAGUGGGUUCAAGCUAUGUCAUGGGUCCAGGGUUUAGAAUCGCAAUCAUGUCAUAAUUUAUAAUUAAGUUCACCAUUUGUGUUUUAUCGCAUAGCCAUUUUUUUUUUUUUUGCCAAACGUGUAUCAAAAUAGCAAACUGUGGGUGGUGGGCUUGUUGCGUCUAUUAAAAAGUAUUUUAGUACAAGCUGAGUUUGUUACUGUAUAUCUGGUAAAAAGUUUCUCCGAUGUCGAUAUUUAUAAUUUAAAGAAAAUGACUACUGUGGAAUGCAGGGAACAAAAAAUGACCUGUGCAAAUCACCUUUAAAGCAAUUGUAAUAAUGCUUAUGAUAAAGAUGUGGCUAUUUAAUUCAUAUUUAAAAUGAUACAUUAAACAGUGAAGCCAUUCCGCUGCUGGGUUUAACACAGCUAACGUGACUUCACGGAACUAUAACGCAGAUAGAUUCAAACACUCACAUUGAUAAACCCGCUGCCCACUUUCACGUAAAGAGAAAACAAAGUUAAGUGAAGCGAGGGACGUCUUUUCUGAAAUGGGCUUGAGUUGAUUUGAAAGGCACUGUUUCCUUUUUGUUUGUUAACUGGAUCUCGAUCUCUUAUCACUUUUAUUUUUUUAAAAUCUCAACGUAAAAACAGAGGGUUGGAUAUUUAGAACGUCGACUGCACUGCCCAAUAAAACAUGAUGUCGCAA